UUAUUAAUUAUGUCCAUGCUACUGUUUUUCAGGCUCAGAAGAAACUUUCAGAUUCAGAAAUUUCGGAUUUACGGACGAUAUUCGAUCAAUUUGAUACGGAUCAUAGUGGACAAAUCUCCGCAGAUGAGCUAGUUACCGUGUUGAAUGCGAGUGGAAUGUAUCCAACAAAAGGCGAAAUCAAGAAAAUGCUAAAAGAGGCGGAUACAAAUAAGGACGGACAACUUGACUUUGAGGAAUUCACCUCGAUCUUUAUAAAACGGAAGGGAACGGUGGAUGAGAAGGGCACUUUGAGGGAAGCAUUUAAAGAAUUAGAUACGGACAAUUCCGGUUUCUUGGAUAGAAAAGAAUUAGAAGCCAUGUUCCAACCUGGCGAAAUUGAUGUAAUACUGAAAGAUUUCGAUAAAGAUGGUGACGGUAGAAUUGAUUAUGACGAGUUCCUGGACUGGCUAGCAUGAUACUGAAACAACUGUCAAAUGUCGACCAGAUUAUGACGUCAUAUUUCUUCAAAAGAUGUUAUCAACGUGUACAAAUCUAAAUGACGUCACGUCGCUUAUAAAAGUUAAAAAUUUACUGUCGAUCUAUUGCUACAAGAAAAUAUAUUCACAUGACUUAAUUUGAAUGAAAUCACAUAGCUUUAAAAACAUGACUACGUUUCUAAAUUUUAGUGACGUCACAUUACAACGAGAGACAAAUUUUGAUGACGUCACAUUGCAACGAGAGACAAAUUUUGAUGACGUCACAAUUCAAAAACAGAACAUGUAUAAGUGUGUAAAAAGUACUGGAACAAUAUCCAUAUUGCUACAUUGGAUGAAGUCACAGUGUUAUAAGUAUGUCUUUAUGGAUCUAAGAUGCUACCGCUUAAAAGACCUUGAUAUGAUUGUAUCGUUUUACUUCAUUCAUUCUAGGUAUCUUAUUCACAAAAUAUAUUUUGUUUGUCAUUGAUAAAGGUAAAGAAAUAUAAUUGAAUAGAAUCAUAUAUCAGAAAACAUGCUUACAAAAUAUACCAAAAUGUCUGAAACCAUAUUCACAAUAAAACAUAGAAACAAAGUAAAA
Pecten maximus is the source of this 1053-nucleotide messenger RNA. RefSeq names its product calmodulin-like. The record is from RefSeq and is a predicted model, not a curated record. The transcript has 4 exons. Lineage: Eukaryota; Metazoa; Mollusca; Bivalvia; Pectinida; Pectinidae. Gene Ontology annotation, molecular function: calcium ion binding. The coding region runs from base 156 to 455 and encodes 99 amino acids.